This is a messenger RNA of Schistocerca piceifrons (Central American locust), 917 nucleotides long. Its product is annotated as SH2B adapter protein 1-like. Gene Ontology annotation, molecular function: transmembrane receptor protein tyrosine kinase adaptor activity. Gene Ontology annotation, biological process: intracellular signal transduction. NCBI's taxonomy places the organism in Eukaryota, Metazoa, Arthropoda, Insecta, Orthoptera, Acrididae. Gene Ontology annotation, cellular component: plasma membrane. The record is from RefSeq and is a predicted model, not a curated record.
AAAACAACAUGGAGUAUGUUAUCGAAGCACAUGAUACAGAUGACAUGCGGUCGUGGCUUGCCACAAUUAAAUACUGUAUGCGUUCUCCAAUGCCAACCAGUGAUAGUCAGGAUGGGAGCCGCAGUCUGCUAGUGAGCCAGAGUGAUUCGAGAGGUGUACCAAAGACUGAAGGUGCAGGAGAUGGUUUAAGCACAGAAAACCCUCCUGAACUGCCACCAAGACUUCAAGCAGCAGGACUCCCUCGUGUAGCAUCAGACACUCCGGGACUUCGUCUUUCCAGUAACAGUCAUUUUGAACUCUGUACGUCCCACACAGAUAUAGAGCAAACAGCUGCACCAGUUCCAGAAACGGAGGCAGAUUUAUCGACUGCACUUAAAGAGUACCCAUGGUUUCAUGGAACAUUGCCGAGAUCAGAUGCAGCUCAACUUGUCUUACGCGAUGGAGCUGCCGCACAUGGCGUCUUUCUUGUGAGACAGAGUGAGACACGCAAGGGUGAAUUUGUGCUAACUUUCAACUUCCAAGGAAGAGCAAAGCAUUUACGAAUGACGCUCAGUGACCAAGGCCAGUGUCGUGUUCAACACCUCUGGUUUACCAGCAUCUUCGAUAUGCUGGAUCACUUCAGACAACAUCCAAUUCCACUAGAGUCAGGUGGCACGGCCGAUGUCACGCUGACUGAGUACGUGCUGCACUGCCUCCGGUCACUCCACCGUCCACGACAAGGCCUGUCGUGCCAUCUGCUGCGGCAACCUCGCCGGCCACCUCCUCCCCCAGAACCCAUCAGAGAAGUGAUAACAUAUGGAGGAUCAGUUCGAACAAGAACAGAAUCAUUAGAGAACUUGCAGCAGGAAAGACAAAGUGGAUCUGGUGGAUCAGUUGGUGCUGGACGUGCUGUAGAAAAUACUUACAGCUUUGUCUAA